UGCCACAUUCAACUUUGACCUUACAGUCACUUGGCAGUUUGCAAUGCAACCUCUAAGCAUGCAUGAAUUCUGGUUUAAACCGGAUCUCAAUUAUUCUGGAUGCAUUAAAUAAGAAGUUGUUUUCGUGCAUUUGUUGGUGGCUGACAGCUGAGACCCAGAGUUGCUCGUGCAGGUCAACUGGAGCUGCGUUUGAUCCCGGGUGUGAGCACUGUACGUCGGUUUGAGCAACACCGUCUCUAUAUAACGAAGGGGACACGUGCAUUGUAAAAACAGACACGGGAUAAAAUGGAUCUUCCUAACAACGAAACAAGUGAUGCUCAGCACAACAAGGAAAUUAAUAAAAACAACAGCGUUGACAUCAAAGACAAAGUUCCACUCGAAGACGUCAACUGCAAAAUGGUCAAAGAGAAGGAAGACAAGAAUCCCGAUUUGACGACAAAGGAAAAAGAAAAAGAUACAGCGAAAAUAGAAGCAGGCGAUCCUCUUCUAGGCGCUUCAGACAGCACUAUGAAUGGCAAGGCGGGGGAAUACGAGGUCGCUAAAAGACCGGCUCCAAUGAAGUACCUAAUGGCCAUGCAAUCCCUCUUGGUCUUUGCAUAUUUUUGUGUGGGAAUAAGUACAUCCUUCACAGGGGCAUCACUCCCAGACUUGCGCAUGCGCACGAACAGCAACUGGGAAGAGAUUUCUCGCGCUCUGGUUGGACGAGGAGCUGGGUUGUUCAUUGGUGCCGCUGGCGGCGGUUACGUAUGCGACCGAUUUGAAAGGCACGUGUACGCCCUCCUAGCCCUAGCCAUGACUUUGGAGGCAAUUGGAACAACGGCCAUUCCUCUUUGUCCAUGGAUAUGGGCCAUGUUGGUGAUGUUUGUAGUCCAGGGACUAUGUGAAGGCUUGCUUGGAGCAGGCUCUGCUAAACUCAUUUUCCAUCUCUGGGGAAAGAAAGCAUCGCCUUCUAUCUAUGCAGCGCACCUUGCUUUCGGUGGGGGCGCAAUAUGUGGUCCCCAGCUACUGAGACCUUUCCUUGGGACACACGUUCACGCAUCUAAACGAAAGAACAACACCAGUGAGUUCGAAGUUGGAAGUUAUUCAGGCAACAUCUCGGUACCGAUGGUGUCCUCGUACCUGGGGAACCGUACAGAGAUUUCCUCUGGGUACACCAUAGUAGGGUUCCAUAAUAUGACAGAUGGCGAUGUGGACUUAAGCACAAAAAUGGUCCCAGGUGACGACUCUACAAUAGAAUAUGCGUAUGCUGUUGGUGGGGCAUUAUCCGUUGUAUGUACAAUUUUACUCAUUUUUGCUCAAUGUGCGACAUCAAAGAGACCAUUGGAUAUUCACAAAGAACAAAAAUCUACACGCGGGAAAGAUUUGCGCUCGAUUCUAAAUCCUGGUACAUGUGCACAAGGGAAUACAAAAUUUGGCUUUCUCAUGUUUAUCAUCAUGUUUUUCUUCUUUAUUCAUUUGGUGGGAGGAGAGUGGGUGCUGGAUAAAUUUAUAUUUGCGUUUGUCUCCGAAGGCCGCGUCCACAUGGAGGUUGAUGAAGCAACGCUGUUGAUGUCUGUUUAUUGGGGAUUUUUCACCGGGGGUCGGGCUCUGGGGAUCGUCCUUUCCAAUUGGGUCAAACCACUCUACACGCUGUCAGUUCAAAUGAUUAUCCAUCUAACCGCGGGAAUCGUCCUUAGCACUGAGGCUUGUUCGAACAAAACGGUGGUCUGGAUUAUGAUUUGUCUUCUUGGAUUAAUCACCGGACCAUAUUUCCCAGGUGGGAUGAAUUGGGCCAACGUGUAUUUGGAAAUGACCGGCGUGGCCGUAUCAAUUGUACUAAUGGGAAGUUCCUGUGGGGGGUUUAUAUAUCAGUGGGUGACUGGAAUGGUUUUCCAACAAUAUGGAUUGGACAGUUUCACUUUCGUUAUUGUCAUUGACGCCGCUUGCGUAAUAGUAACAUUUCUGUGUUUGAAUCUCGUCGCUAGGCGACAGGGGUCAAGGUUCAAGAAACGUCCCGUGGUCGAGGAGAUUAGCGAAAAGACCUCGUUAGGCCAACCUGAAAUUGAAGAUGAACUGGACUGCUACAUGCGUGUUACACAAGUUUGAAGUUAAAUUAUGUUUUCUGUGAACUUGUUUGUUGUUACUAGAAUUAGACCCGUUUAAUAUGUACAUAUAUGUUGGAUUGAAUUUUCAUAUUAUUGAGAUAUAUUUAAGUCGUUUUUAUCCACUUUUUGGAACUACUAUUUCAACAUUUGAAGAAGUCACAUACGAUCAUUCCAGGAUGAAUGCAUUUUUUCUGUAUCAGAAACAAAUAAAAAGGAAAUGAGAAUGAUUUGUUGUGUAAAGAAUA
Molecule: messenger RNA, 2329 nt
Organism: Lingula anatina
Lineage: Eukaryota; Metazoa; Brachiopoda; Lingulata; Lingulida; Lingulidae
Product: sodium-dependent glucose transporter 1A
Molecular function (GO): D-glucose transmembrane transporter activity
Source: RefSeq, a predicted model, not a curated record